CUGCAGGGCAGGACCAGAUGAAACUUCCAGAGGACGGGGCAGUGAGCCACGUUUUUAACCACCGCGUAGACAGAUGAAGUAACCACAUUUCUAAUAAAGGCUCUUCGGUGUUUUGUUUUGUUUUUUAAUUCGACUUUAAAUGGCCGAAGCCCGGCGUGAAGAGGAGGGAGAGAUGGGGCGCAGAGAUCCGCGGGAUGUCGGGAACAGGAGCCAAACAGCAGAUCAUCCUGAAAGAACCAAGCCAGAUCAUUUAAAUUCUUGCCAAGGACCGCUGUCUUCUAUACGAGCUGCUAUCAAACGAACAAGAACAAACUCCCAGAGUGAUCACACCAGAGAAAGAAGGCGACCAGAGAUCACCAUCGUCUCAGCAGAACCUCUGGCCAGUAACAGCUGGUUCUCAGGACCCUCUGUGGUUUUCCCUCCUCCCCUUCCUCCUCAGAAAGGCUGGUCAACAGGCAUACAGGCUGUUUCCCAGCCCCCACCAUCCUAUGACCAGGUGAUUCAAGAGAAGACCCAGGAAGAGCAUAUUGUCAAGCCCACUGCAGCCCCCCGCCGGACCACCUGCACCGCCACAAGUGCCACGCAGACUGACCCUGUGAGGGAAGACGCCUCCACCGUUGCCCCGCAGUCAGUGCAGAAAAGACCAGCUGGUAAAAGGCCACAAAAACCACCAAGGCCAGCGCUUCUGAAACCAGUGAAAAGAGAACCUGCCACUGAACCCACCGAUGAGGAGGUUGCAACAAAUACUGCACCACCCACAAGCUCUGAGGAGCAAAGUGACCCCAAGUCGGAAGUAAAGCAAACCAAUCAAGCAGAUUUCUCUCAUACAUGCACCAGAUCUGUCACUGUACACUGGGAUAUUCCUACAGCAAACCUUUCUACCACUGCUGCUGAAACUACUACCUCUACUUCAGAUUCAGAACACAAUCAACGGCCCGUUCCUCUUCCUCGUACAAAAGCCCGAAAGCAGGCAGUUACAGAAGAGGUCAAAAUUCAGACUUUGGUCAGGCUCAGUGAAAAUUGUGACAACAGUCACUCUGAUCCAGAAGAGGUUUCAUCGAGUAAGUAUUUAAAGGAGUUAUUGGAGAUAUUUAAUGCAGAUAACAAGCGUGAGAACAACAGCGACACUGUAGAACAAACAGACGAGACCUUACAAGGUGAAAAUGCUGGUGGCGAGAUGAGCGCUAGCCACAGUCAACGCAACAUCCGGGCCAGGAUCCAGGCCUUUGAGAGUCAGGCUGAGGCAACUGAACCAGUCAAACCCGAACCUCGACCUAGGAAGGCCAUCAACAAACCCCCAGUUGCUGCUAAACCUUCUGCAGCUCUUAAACCUCAGUUUAGCCACAGUAUAGACGAUGACUUCCAGGGUGUCUCAUCUACAAACCUUAUAUCAGCCACCAGACCUCAGCCUCCUAAGAAACCUGUGGGACUGUCCAUAAAAGACGAACUAGAAGCUUUAAACAACAGGGCAGUCAUCCCAAACAGAUCACGUCCUUCUGUGCUGACCAGAGCUAACAGCAUCUAUGAAGAGGAACCUCCACCAGUUCCACCAACACCUCCGGUGAAGCCUUUUAAGGAACCCCUGAAACUGAACCUUAAUAUAAACAACCACAACUCAGCGUCCAUGUUCAAAGAGAAUGAGUAUGUGGACAAUCCAUCAAAUCACAUCCCAGUCAAACCUCUGCACAAUGCAGACAGCAAUGGAGGCUCUUUCACCAGACAAAGUGUAUCACGGAGACCAACCACCAUCAGGGUCCCCAGCAGAACUGGUUCAUUGUCAGAUCAUUUUCAGGACGGCCCCCCUCCUCUUCCGCCUCAGAAGCCCGUAGGCAACCUAAGCACCUCAACCAACCACAGACAAAGCCUGAUACCCAUCCUCCCCCAUCAGGAUUCUUUCCAGUCUGGGCCAGAGUUAUCACUGCCACCUCGGAGGCUGAGUACAAGCAAAACCCUUCCACCUCGCCCACCUCCAGCCAAAACAGGCCCAGGAAGACCUCCCCCACCCAACCUUCAGUCCACAGGUCGAUCCCAGUCAGCACCACAGGAAGCUACACCGAAGCCCCAGGCACAAAAGCCCCACAGGAAAGGACCUGUCUUACCUCCAAGGCCCAACCCAGGCCACCGUCUCUACAACAAAUACACUCUUCAGCUUUCUCAUGGGAUUGCUGCCGUGGACUACAAUGGGGCUAAUACAGGAGAACUGACAUUUCAGAAUGAAGUGCUUCUGCUGCUGGAGGAGAUUGACCGCAAUACAUUUGAGUGCCAAGUUGGAGAUUCGAGAGGCAGAGUCCGCAAGUCUCACAUUAAGGUCAUAACUCCUCUCGACUCCGUCUCAAACGCGUCCCCACCACAGGGUGCCAGUCCGACUGGUUCAAGUUUAGCUGGUUAUGGGCUGAAGGUGCAGGCCUUACACGACUUCAUUCCAGUGGGUCCAGGAGAACUCGGUCUGAGAGCUGGAGAUGUUGUGACCAUGGUGGAGCAGGUGGAUAGUGAGUGGUACAAGGGCACCUGUCGGGGAGCUACUGGUUUCUUUCCCAUCAAUUAUGUCAAAGUCCUGUCAAAUUCACCAAAACCCCUCCCUGAACGGAAAGUGAAGCCGCCACCUGCUACAGUCAGUGGUCCAAGAUGCGUGGCGAGAUUCGACUUCGAGGGGGAGCACAGUGAUGAGCUGACGUUCUCUGAGGGGGAUGUGAUCCAGCUGAAGGCGUACGUUGGACAGGACUGGGCUCGAGGACAGAUUGGCAUCUCUACUGGUAUCUUCCCUCUUAACUUUGUGGAGGUCAUUGAAGAUCUGCCUCCACCUCUGAUUCAACAGCAGACACAGGUCAACAAGAUAGCAUUGCCUGGCAUGGUUACUUCUCCAAGUACACACCCUGAGGUUGCCAAACCUUCUCAGGCAUCUCAGUCUGGCGUGGAGUGGGUGGUGGCUCUGUAUGACUUUGCUGGCAAUUCGGAGGGCGACCUGUCCUUUCAACAGGGCGACUGCAUCCUGAUCAGCCAGCACAUUAAUGCUGAGUGGAGCCGCGGCAGGCUCGGCGGCAGAGAGGGCAUAUUCCCCAUUGCUUUUGUUGAGAGCUGCACAGCAGGCCAGCAGUCAUCUGUUGACCAGCAGAAGAUAGCUGCUGUUGGGGGCAGAGCCAGGGCCAUGUAUGAGUUCACAUCAGACUGUGAUGAGGAGCUCUCUCUGCAGGUUGGAGAUAUUAUAACCGGUCUGGAGUCUGUUGAUGAAGAAUGGUACCUGGGGGAUUUGAGAGGAAAGCGGGCCCUGGUACCUAAAAACUAUGUGCAAGUACUAACCUAAAACCAUGUUGCCUUCACUACAAGAAGACACUGCUGGACGCUCCUGGGCCUGAGAUGAGAUCUGAGCGACCCGAGGUUUUCACCAGUAAAAGUCUAAAGAGAACUCUUAAACUGGAACACAGUAUUUCAACUUUUUUUUUCUUUUUACCUGCUGCAUUAACUUAAAAUUAAAUGUUUAUUGAAUAAUUUCUUGUGGUUAUUAAUAAAUAUCAGAGUAAAGCCGGC
Scatophagus argus is the source of this 3525-nucleotide messenger RNA. RefSeq names its product SH3 domain containing 19 (gene sh3d19). Lineage: Eukaryota; Metazoa; Chordata; Actinopteri; Scatophagidae. Bases 140 to 3301 code for a protein of 1053 amino acids. Gene Ontology annotation, biological process: protein transport to vacuole involved in ubiquitin-dependent protein catabolic process via the multivesicular body sorting pathway. The record is from RefSeq and is a predicted model, not a curated record. The transcript is spliced from 21 exons. Gene Ontology annotation, cellular component: ESCRT-0 complex. Gene Ontology annotation, molecular function: protein binding.